AUGUCAACAGAAGAUGACUUAGAGGAGGUCUACCAAAUGCUGAGUAGGAGCUUCUCGGAGGAUGAGAGACUGGAGAUGCAACAGAUCCACGACUUCGAAGAGGAACAUCGUCUGGCAGACGAGGAGGAUUGGGAAAUACAGGAAGCUGUUGCGAGACAACAAGUACGUGAGCAGAUGCAGAAUCGCCUGUCAGGUGACUUUGAAUUCGCGACAAGUUGGAUAAAUUCUCUAGAGAAUCAGCAAUCGAAAAUCCAGGAUCUGGGGCGAGAUGAUCUAAAGGGGGCGGGCGUCGGGGACGAUACACGUCAAUUGCCCGUUGCAGACCUAGGGACGAAACUCGAAAGGUAUCUGAUAAAAUGGAGGAUGAGUGAAGGCGGCGAGAACGAAGAACCUAAUAAACUCCAGGAUAACACGGAUACGGAGUGGGUGAUGGCAGCGAGCGUUGUUAAGAGAACUGCAAGCCUCCUCCAAACCGAUGCAUAUCGUCUGCUCCGCUUGAUAGCCUACCUUACCGGCCAGGAAUGCGAGCUCCAGCAAGCGGAUGUCAACUGGAUGGCGCCAUAUCUUGAAGGACAUCUUAAAUUAGUGAAAGGAGAUUAUGAUGAUGACAUGUACCACCAAAGCCAGGAAGGUUAUGUCGAGGGGCUCGGGUUAGAGCACCUGCCCACUUGCCAUGCCGACGGGUGGAUGUCACUGGACCUUGAGCCUACGGAUGGUCGGGAACAGGCAGGCAAGCCCUCGAUCCAAUUUAGCAUGCCAGGCUUUUCCGCUGCUAGGCGGGAAGCUGUUGCAAAUAUCUCAAUCCAAAAGCCCAAAGACGAAGAAUUGGAUGAUCAGUCGCCACAUAGAAAGUACGCGAGGGAAGCAUUUGAGCUAUCGGCCCAACAACUAGAAAGAAACAGCGAACUACACGAAUACAGAGCGCCGGAUUCUAGUUUGCAAGGUCUAGGGACCAUUACGCACGUUGAAGUCGCAACAGCUUCCCACAGCUAUGAGCAAAGAAAGCAGCUGGAUUCUGAUGUAAUUGACCGCGUUAGGGGCAUUGCAGAUGAGUUGGCGAAAGGUAAAACUGUUCUGGAAGGCGGUCUUGUGGAGGCCUUGGAUGUUGGUGAUAAGCUGAUAAAGAGCAACGCUUCUUUGGAAGGAAACCUUGUAAAUGUCUUAUACCGACUCGACGAGGAAACGAAAUGGCGCAAGGUGGCAGAGAAGCAGAUACACGUUCUAUCCCGAGAACUCCAUCAGGAAAGAACAAUUAUCCAGAAGUUGAGUGACCAGCGAGAGGCAAUUACGUCGCAUAUUCGAGCAAACCGUGAGUUUAGAGCUACGAGAGAUAGCCUGAAGGAACAAUUGGAGGGGGCCCGGUCUCGUUUAGCGGAUGAAAGGAGAGACCCGGAGCUGGAAUUAGAGGAUAUAAUCGAGGUUGAGAUGCUUCAAGCUGCCAUUGACGACUUAGAGAGUGAGAAGGAACGGGCCUGGCUAGAGUUUGUUGCACCACUCGACGGGAUAGCUGCUACUGAGAUGGCAAAAGCUGAUGGUUGCGGGAGAACAAAGGCGGUAGAAAGAGGAGCAGCCCAUGAUGAUAUUUGCUUGUACUGCGAUACAGAAUACUGCCAAGGCUGCUCUGGGUUUGCGAGGAAUGGCGGGUCUUGA
Molecule: messenger RNA, 1650 nt
Organism: Venustampulla echinocandica
Lineage: Eukaryota; Fungi; Ascomycota; Leotiomycetes; Helotiales; Pleuroascaceae
Exons: 1
Coding region: 1-1650 (549 amino acids)
Source: RefSeq, a predicted model, not a curated record